Messenger RNA from Chiroxiphia lanceolata (lance-tailed manakin), 1280 nucleotides. RefSeq names its product leucine rich repeat containing 72 (gene LRRC72). The record is from RefSeq and is a predicted model, not a curated record. Gene Ontology annotation, molecular function: protein binding. Bases 118 to 1098 code for a protein of 326 amino acids. The transcript has 10 exons. NCBI's taxonomy places the organism in Eukaryota, Metazoa, Chordata, Aves, Passeriformes, Pipridae.
GGUCCGAUCCAUCUCAGGCACCGGGGCACCCCGGAGGUCUGCAGCCCCGCCGGGGCCGCCGGCUGCUGGGGCGGAGAGCCGGGAAUGACCGGGAAAGGGCUCUAGGGCGGGGAGACGAUGAGAUCUCACGUAAAGCAGUAUGCAAAAUACAAAUCUUUGGGCACAGCCUUCCUGACUUGUCGAACUCAGAACCCGGGUUCUGUGCUGUCUGGAGCAGUAGAAAACCAGCUGAAGAUCUGCGGCUUUAAGAGCAAUGGGGAUGUUAUAGGAUUGUAUCUGGCUAGACAAGGACUAAGAAGUAUCCCAAGUCUCUCACAGUUUAAUAGGUUAAAGUAUUUGUGGCUUAACAACAAUAAGAUACAAGAUUUAAAUUUCUUGAUCAAAAACUAUUGCUUGACUGAACUCUACCUCAACAAUAAUGAACUGACAGAUAUAUCAGGUGCUCUGAAACACUUAUGUUCGUUACAGAUUCUGUUUCUUCACAACAACGAGUUAAAGAAACUUGGCAAAACAGUGAAGGAAUUGAAAGGAAUGAUAAGCUUGCAUACUCUAAACCUAUUCCAAAACCCUCUGGCAUAUGAUCCAGACUACCGGCUUUAUAUCAUAUACAUCCUUCCUUCAGUUCAGCUCCUUGACAGGAAGUUAGUUACACAAAGAGAAAGGGAAUCAGCAUUUCAUCUUUAUAACCCUGAAAGGUCUCUGCUCGUGCAGUCUAUAGCUUUUGGGAAGAGAGUAAAGACACCCCUGGGGACUCCAGUGGGGUCCAGAAGAUGCAUUCACCCAGCCAGAAGCCUGAUAAUGCCCUCAGAGAGAGUGGCAUCGUUUUCUGUGAAAGAAAAAAAGCCUGGAAAUGUAUGUCUAUGGGGAAUAAGAGAACUACAUAAACUUAAAAAAAUUCUGACAAGUUGUGAAUUUGGAGAUAACACAAAUAAAGUACCAUUUGAGAACCCCGAAGAUGCAGUUUUAGUACGGGCAAUGACAAGAUCUCUAACAGAAUUUUCCUCUGUGGACUGGAACAAGGUAGCUACCUGUCAAGAAAGACGUCUUCAAAAUAAAGCAGAAGAACCCCUUGAGAAGCUGACAGUCCAAUUUAGAUGAGUCCUUUCUUCCUUAAGAAAAAAACAAUUCCUCUCUCUAGUGUGGAGCCCCAUAAGUAACAACUAUAUGACAACAUGCAUCAAAUUAAAUGAAUUUCCAGAAAAAAACUGUGUAAUAUAAUGAUGAAUUAAGAUAACAAAUGAUAAAUGUCAAUGAUACAAUAAAAGUUGCUUGAAAUGCAA